Penicillium robsamsonii is the source of this 1707-nucleotide messenger RNA. Its product is annotated as GMC family oxidoreductase. The transcript is spliced from 3 exons. Gene Ontology annotation, molecular function: flavin adenine dinucleotide binding; oxidoreductase activity, acting on CH-OH group of donors. The record is from RefSeq and is a predicted model, not a curated record. The coding region runs from base 1 to 1707 and encodes 568 amino acids. NCBI's taxonomy places the organism in Eukaryota, Fungi, Ascomycota, Eurotiomycetes, Eurotiales, Aspergillaceae.
AUGUCCACAUUUGACUUCAUCGUCGUCGGGACCGGCCCAUCUGGCUGUGCCCUCGCCACCGGCCUCGCAAACUCUACCGCAAAGCCCCGCGUCCUCCUCCUAGAAGCAGGCGACAAUUACGAAGAUCGCAAUCUUCGCAUCGACGGCCAGCGAUGGCUCACCUUCCAGGAGCAGCCAAUGAACUGGGGAUACAAGACCACCCCGCAGCCGGAGUGCAACAACCGUGAGAUCGACUACAGUCGCGGCCGGUGUAUGGGCGGGUCAAGCUCCAUCAAUUUUGGCGUGUACAGUAUCGGGGCACGUGACGAUUACCAAGAGUGGGCGAGAAUUGUCGGGGAUGAGACUUUUGCGUGGGGAAAUGUCCAGCAAAAGUUUAAAAAUCUAGAGACGUUCCAUGGGGAGAUUCCGGAGGGCAUAGAUAGGAAGUAUGCAGACCCGAAGAAGGAAGAUCAUGGAAGUGAGGGCCCGUUGCAUGUGGGCUUUGCACAGGAGUGGGAGCGGGAUUUAACAGACGUCUUGGAUGUGUUCGAGGAGGCUGGGUUUCCAUUGAACCCAGAUCAUAACUCGGGGGAUCCAAUCGGGAUGUCGGUGUUGAUUAACUCGACGCACAAGGGGUUGCGCUCAACAGCCGGGGACCUGAUUAAGGAGAAACUGGAUAAUUUGACUAUUGUCACUGGGGCCCCUGUGCAGCGUAUCCUCUUGGAGGGGAAGCAGGCUGUGGGCGUUGUGUCGAACGGGACCGAAUACCGCGCCGAAAAGGAAGUCAUCUUAUCCGCCGGUUCGCUAAACGAUCCCCGCAUCCUGAUGCACUCAGGCAUAGGCCCCGCCGCCCAACUCCAGCAAUACAAUAUCCCCGUCGUUCACGAUGUACCAGCCAUUGGCCAGGGGCUCCGAGACCAUUGCUUCGUACCAAUGGUGAACACUCGCACAGAACAUAGCACGGACCGAAAAGCCUUUUAUGGCGACAAGGCCGCCAUGGAUGCCGCGCUGGAGCAAUGGCAGGAAGACGGGACAGGGCCUUGGUCGAAAUUUGCCUGCGAGUUGGGCAUCGGCUGGUUCAAGCUGACUGAGCAGCUCACUUCCUCAUCAGAGUUCAAGGCCCUCCCAGCAGAUGAGCAGAAGUAUCUUCUACAGGAGACCGUCCCUCACUACGAGAUCCUCACCCAUUUCCCUGUUCACUGGGUCAUCCCAGAUUUCCCGCCCGAGGCAUUGAGCUACUCCUGUUUGCUUGUCUUCUUGUUCAACGCACAGACUCGCGGGGAAGUCACAUUGCAAUCGUCGGAUCCCGAUGCUCCUCUCUCUUUCAAUCCCAAGUUCCUGGCCCACCCAUUCGACCGCCGACUCGCGAUCGAGGCUUUGCGCGACUCAUUCCGCAUCGCCAAGCACGAAUCCUACACAAAGGACAACGUGGCAGAGUUGGCAAUGCCCAAGGGCGAGUCAGACGAGGAUUUGCUCGAAUACUGGCGGCAGAACAUCUCGUCGAGCUGGCACAUGACGGGCACGGUGAAGAUGGGUAAGAAGGGUGACGUGGACGCGGUCGUGGAUCCAGAUUUCAAGGUCACAGGUAUUGAGAACCUGCGUGUGGCAGAUAUGUCGGUCGUGCCUGUGUUAGUGAAUGCGCAUGUUCAGGCUACUGCGUAUGUCACUGGUGCACUUUGUGCAGAGAAGUUGAUCAGCCAGUAUGGCCUUUCGAGGUCCAGCCUUUAG